UGUUUUUUCUUUUUUGAAUUUUAAUUAAAAAGUACUUUAAUAUAUAGUAAAAAAAUGGAGAUAAACAAAACUUAAACUGUGAAAAUUAAAAAUUAAAAUGAAAUUAUUAUCAUAAUUUAUCAAAAGGAGUAUAAUUCAAUUGAUAUACAAAUAUCAAAUAUAUUAGUGAUCAAGAAGUUUGUCGUUGAAAUCUCAUUUAGAUUAAUUAAAAUUGUUAUCACAAUUUAAAAAUAAAAAAUGGAAUUGUUACCAAAACUGGGUUGAAGCGUCCAAAAUUUAUUUUGCCUCUUGAUUUCUUUCUUUAUCCCGAGAAUAACUUUUCAAUUUCCAAAUAAAAUAUGCCCAUACUUUUUAUUUUAACUUCUUGUCGAUUGAGCACAACCUAUGUCUAUGUGCAUGAAACAAGUUAUUUAAGAGAAUUAAAAAAAAACAUGCACUUACUUUCAGUAAUUUGGUGUAUCAGAAUUUAAAUAUUUGGUACUCUAGCUAAUGUAUAGCGGUGGCACUCAAAUCUUGCACGUGUUUAUCGUUGUCGUGGGUUUUUAUAGGCACGACUUCUAGUUUGCUUUUUUUGGUUUGGUUUCACUUUCCAACCUAAUCUGCGUGAGAGAUCUUCGCAUAGAUGUGGUGUUGAGCCUACCAAUUUUGAUGCGGUACAGAAGUAUAUAGUUUAGCUAAUUAAACACGAAAAGAGUAAGGUCAAGACUCACCUUUGGAGAUUACCUACUUUCCCUUUGGGAUCGUCAAAUGGGACUAUUAGAAUGCCUUUUUUCUAAUAGUCGCCUAUGGUUACGUGUAACUAUGAUGACUUUAGGAUAGUUUAUGGUGGUUAUUUUUCAAAUGGUAUAUAUUUCUUGACUUGGCUUAUUGGUCUAGAAUAUGAGAUUCUAACUCUUUUUUGAGAUGCAUGUUCUCCCAUGCCACUUCUUGAUUUUCCUUAGGUCUGGACCCGUCCAUGAACUUUGAAUCUUGCCUAAAAAAUCUUGAUGUAUGAGAAAUUUAAUAGAUUGACCUAAAUCUUAAACUCAAAAUGGGAUUUAACUCACCUUUGUGAUAUUAAUGUUUUAUUACUCUUUAAAAAAAGAGAAUUUAUGUAAACAGAAACCGGUACAAUUAACUCCUCAUUUAUAGCACUUAUCAACCGAUGAGAGAAAUCGGAAUCCCAAAAUGGAAGGACCGUGUAAAAAUGAUGUCAUGAAAGAGAAACAAUAAAUGAUGCUUCCCCAGUUUAUAUCAAAUGAUUGUUAGCAGGUACCCAGAGGCAUUAUAUUACAAUAUUUAUGAUUUAAAUGAUAGUCAUGUAUUACCUUUUUUUUUGUUUAUCAUCGAUAGGUCUGAUUCUCCUAGGCAAGGUCUAGGACCAUGGGCGGGGGCUUAGAUCCAAGUAAAUUCUGCGAGUCUCAAAAGAGAAAUAAGUUGGUCUAAUCCAGUCGGUUUGGUUUCACUUCAAGAAAAAUGAGCGGAUCAAAGAUCCUACAAUUUCGAUAACCACAUUUAUGCUAACGCUGCGAACAUUGCACAUAUCUCAAGUGAAUUUAAGACCAUGAAUUCUAUAAAUAAUCUUAUUUCAAUACCUCAAAGGUUAAGCAACAUUUCGUGUGCACAAUGAAAUCAAAUAUUCUUAAACUAACUUAGACAUCAAAAUAUACUCGAUUUGGCACGAGUUCUCUUCCGGCACCAAGGAAUCUGCGCGCCAACAAGUAUGCAUUCUCUCUAAAGUACAAACCCACAAGAGAACGAAAAUGUAAGUGGACAAUGUCGAGAGAAAGAGAGAGUUAGAAAAAGACACCAAAGAUACAUAGUACCUUUGUAGAUGAGUGACACAGAGACCCUAAAAGGCUUUCAAAUUCUCUAUCUUCUCUGUGUAACCUGAAAGCUCUUUAAUUUAAAUACCAAAGCAUUAUUGAGAUAGGUAGCUGUGAGAAGAAGUUAAGUAAAAGAAUCAAGUUAAUAAUGUCUGGUUCAAAGGAAGGACUGACCGGAGAGGGGGAGAACAAUAACGAGGAGCAGAGGAAGGACUAUGUGGAUCCACCAGCAGCUCCAUUGAUGGGAUUUUCAGAGUUGAAGAAAUGGUCGUUUUACAGAGCUGUAAUUGCAGAGUUGAUGGCAACACUACUUUUCCUUUAUAUCACAGUAGCCACUGUCAUCGGAAACAACAAUGCACAAACAACAGGGCCCUGCUCUGACGUUGGGGUUUUGGGCAUAGCAUGGGCCUUCGGCGCUGUCAUCUUCGUCCUUGUUUACUGCACCGCCGGUAUUUCAGGGGGCCAUAUCAACCCCGCCAUCAAGUUCGGGAUGCCAUUGGCCCGAAGGGUGUCGCUGAUUUGCGCGGUGGCCUACAUGGCAGCGCAAUGUCUGGGAGCGGUUGCCGGUGUUGCAUUGGUCAAAGCUCUCAUGAGGCAUGACUAUAAGAACAACGGCGGCGGAGCCAACCUUGUCGAGAUCAUCGGCACUUUUCUACUGGUUUACACUGUAUUCUCCGCCACUGACCCAAAAAGAAACGCCCGCGACUCCCAUGUUCCUGUAACCCUCUGUUUUGGCUCCAUGCCCAUCGGACUUGCAGUCUUCGUUGUGCAUCUAGCUACGAAUCCGAUCACUGGCACCAGCAUCAACCCUGCUCGGAGCUUGGGCGCUGCCGUCAUGUUCAACAAUAGAAGAGUUUGGAGUCAACAUUGGAUAUUUUGGGUUGGGCCAUUUGUUGGGGCGGCGGCGGCGUACAAUCAAUACGUCCUCAGAGCGUCGGCUGUCAAGGUUCUUCGAUCCUUCCGCAGCAACCCUUCUGCUUAACAAACGUCCAUCCUUUUCUUUCGUUUUUUCUCAAGUUUUGAAGCCUCCUAAUUUUGCUUAUUUGUGGCCUAUAGUUUUGAUUAAAUAGGAUAGGAUGUUCUUUGUUUUCAUUCCUAUUCAUAAGCAUAAAACCAAUCUCUCUCUUUCUCUCUCUCUCUAUUCCAUCAAUUCUAGUUAAAUAGUAACUAAAUGUAAAUAUCAAAUUUUGAGUAUUCCUAAAAACUUCAGAAUUGAAAGACGAAGUUGACUUUCUGUCCAAAUUUUAAGGA
This is a messenger RNA of Benincasa hispida (wax gourd), 3056 nucleotides long. Lineage: Eukaryota; Viridiplantae; Streptophyta; Magnoliopsida; Cucurbitales; Cucurbitaceae. The record is from RefSeq and is a predicted model, not a curated record.